Paramecium sonneborni is the source of this 463-nucleotide messenger RNA. The record is from the annotation of a GenBank genome assembly. Lineage: Eukaryota; Ciliophora; Oligohymenophorea; Peniculida; Parameciidae.
AUUUAUUUAUUAAUGAAAUCCUAAAAGUCAUUUUCAAGCAACAAAACUACUUCUUCAAAUACUUCCUUCAUCCUUAAUACUGUAUAGAUGGCAAGGUAUUUAUAUUAUCUAUUAAAUAGUAAACAUAUAUAAUAACCAAACUUUAAAACUUAAUAAAAAUCAACAUCAUCAUCAUAAAUCAAAAAGCCCUACAUAAUGAUUUCUCCUAAAUUAAUUGAGGAAUUCGAUCAAAACAAAACUAAAUAGACAAAACUACUAUUUGAAAAUCGAAUUUCAUUGUUGUAGACUACAAUACAAUUAAAAUCAGAUACCCAAAUUCCAAGUUCGAAUGGAUAGAUACUAACUUCUAGAGUGAGAAAAAGAACAGCUCCGAUUAGGUAUGUUUAAUUUAUUAAUUUAGAUUAUCAUUACGUCUGCCUACACAACUUUGAGUAAUUAUUGAAGAUAUUAAUGUGAUUUAAAG